CUUAAAUGCUUUUUCUUUUGUCAAGUGUUUACCAACACUUGUGUCUGAUUUCAUUUCAUUUGCAUUUGGAAAUCAAUAAACAUAAUAUAGAGAUAGAGAAAUCAGAGUCAGAGGUUUAGAGAGUGGAAGGAGAAACAGAGCUUUCAAGAAAAAAAAAAAACAAGUGGUUGAAGAAGAAAGACGUCAAAGCAGAGGAGGAGGAGUUGAAAGACAACUAGAAUUCUGGGUCACAAUAAAUCCAACCCCAUUUUUGUAGGUCUAAGAGGAGGAGAGGAGCUAGUUUCAGAUGGGAAUUUGUUGGGGUUCUCCGGCACCAGCUGAUAACCCAACUCCAAGCACUACAACCCAAAUCAGUUCAGGGAUAUCUCAGACAACCAGCAAUGCAACUACUUCUAGGGGUAGUAACUACUCUGCAAAUAGCCACUUCUCGGCGGCUAGCGGCGAUCCAGGUUAUCCUGAUGGGCAGAUCUUACCCACCCCAACGUUGAGGAUCUUCAGUUUUGCAGAACUGAAGACUGCAACCAAGAAUUUUAAACCUGAUACAGUUCUUGGAGAAGGAGGCUUCGGAACUGUCUACAAGGGUUGGCUUGAUGAUAAGGGAUCGUCCAAGAACGGAAGUGGAACAGUAAUUGCUGUUAAAAAAUUGAACUCUGAAAGCAUGCAAGGCUUUCAGGAGUGGCAGUCAGAAGUGAAUUUCUUAGGAAGGCUUUCUCACCCUAACCUUGUCAAGCUAUUGGGAUACUGUUGGGAAGAUAAAGAGUUACUCCUCAUUUACGAAUUCAUGCAAAAAGGCAGCCUAGAAAACCAUCUCUUUGGAAGGGGUGCAGCUGUUCAGUCGCUUCCAUGGGAAAUACGGCUUAAGAUUGCAAUAGGAGCAGCUCGGGGCCUGGCCUUCUUGCACACUUCUGAUAAGCAAGUUAUCUAUAGAGAUUUCAAGGCCUCCAAUAUAUUGCUUGAUGGGUCCUAUACCGCCAAGAUAUCAGACUUUGGCUUGGCUAAGUUGGGUCCGUCGGCUAGUCAAUCACAUGUGACAACACGAGUAAUGGGCACAUAUGGUUAUGCUGCUCCGGAGUAUGUCGCUACAGGGCAUCUGUAUGUAAAGAGCGACGUGUAUGGUUUUGGUGUUGUUUUGGUUGAGAUCUUAACAGGUUUACGGGCACUCGAUACAAAUCGUCCAAAUGGGAAACAUAAUUUGGUGGACUGGAUCAAACCGUAUCUAUCAGAAAGAAGAAAGUUGAAGCAAAUUAUGGACAACCGGUUAGAAGGAAGAUAUCCUUCUAAAGCUGCAUUACAUAUAUCUCAGCUCGCUCUAAAAUGUCUUGCAGCUGAACCGAAACACCGACCAUCAAUGAAAGAAGUUCUGGAGACACUGGAACGGAUUGAAACCGCCAAGGAAAGACCAAGGGAACCUAGAAAUCGUUCUACUCAUCCUAUGGCUCACCGACAGGGCCAGCAACCUUUGCACCAUCGUUCUCCACUUCACCCAAGACCAGAUGGACACUAAGCCUACCAACAGUACUCCCCCUUGAGUAAGGUGUCUUGGAUACAACUGCUGCAUACGUGCAUGGGAAUUCCCUUGUAUGCUGAUUUGUUUUUCAUGAAAAAAAAUAUAUAUCUUUCCAUUUUUUCUUUUAUUAUGCGAUAAAGUGUCACAAAUUCUGUGAAGAACCAAAAUUGCUGAGUAUUACUAUUGUUUUGGUGACUUGUAUCAACUUAUUGACUAUGUUAGUGGUACAACUGUAAGUAUGUAGAAGGUCUGGUGAGUUGUGUUUGGUUAUGUUAGCUAGUUAUUAGUUAUUAGUUUUCUUUUUUGUAAUUUUUUGGAAGACUAAUUACUAUAUAAGCUUUUGAUUUCAUAUACGUUUGAACUUCAAAUAAAUUGAUUACUUUUUAGUGAAGACAUGAAAGCAAAGAGGAGCUUAAUCAAAUGACAAAUAAAGACAGAUUACAAUUCAAUUACUCUUUCAUCUUUGAAUACUUUAUACAUGUUAGAACAGUCUAUUAUGGUGAUAGUAUUCCAGAAAGCAAAUAGGAAGUUAUGUAUUGUAAUUCAAAUGCCAUGCAGAACUUGGUGGACUAGUUUAAGCUCAAUAGAUGUCCAAACACUUCAUUAUAUGAACUUGCUGGGAAAAAGCAUAAGCACUCAUUUUCAGAUCUAUUUACAUAGCUUCAAUGGUAUUAUAAUAAGAGCCAUGAAGACUACUGCAGCUUGCAGCCAAGAGGAUCAUAAGAUUGC
Molecule: messenger RNA, 2236 nt
Organism: Corylus avellana
Lineage: Eukaryota; Viridiplantae; Streptophyta; Magnoliopsida; Fagales; Betulaceae
Gene: KIN3
Product: Protein kinase superfamily protein
Biological process (GO): protein phosphorylation
Molecular function (GO): protein kinase activity; ATP binding
Source: RefSeq, a predicted model, not a curated record